Aspergillus welwitschiae is the source of this 400-nucleotide messenger RNA. RefSeq lists its product as uncharacterized. Lineage: Eukaryota; Fungi; Ascomycota; Eurotiomycetes; Eurotiales; Aspergillaceae. The coding region runs from base 134 to 295 and encodes 53 amino acids. The record is from RefSeq and is a predicted model, not a curated record. The transcript has a single exon.
CUCGGCCGCACCAAAUCCUCGAAUGGUUGGAAGGGUGGCUUCUCUGAAUUUUCCUAUUUACUCUACUAUCUACAUUCUGUGACCUCUCCGCCGAACAAAGAACAAGGGAUGAUGCGGAUGCGACAGCCCAACAAUGAAGGCAAAAGGCAUCCAGACCGACCUGCGCGUUCGUGAUGAUGUAUGCGGGCCAGGGCCUAGAUACUUACAUGGUACUUGCUUCACACCGCGUACCUUGCCCACCGCUGAGGAACCAUGGAGGGGGGAAAAGGGUGUGUGUGGUCGAUCAGAGCGUUGAUGUUGCUCGGACGAUGCGGUGACUUAAACUGCAAAGGAAUGGAACUACUGAGGUAGACUGCGCAGGAAAGACUAAUAGUGGCUUGAGAAACUUCCCGGUGGCGAU